AUGGAUACCGCAAUCGACCUCUCAGACGCCAGCAAGGCCCUCGACCUGGCCAACAUCCGCUUCCAACUCAUCCGCCUCGAAGACACCAUCACCUUCCACCUGAUUGAGCGCGUCCAGUUUCCCCGCAACCCCUCCAUCUACAAGCCCGGCGCCGUCAAGAUCCCCGACUGCGACUACAGCCUGCUCGAUUGGAUGAUCCGCGAGCAGGAGCGCUUCCAGUCCCUCGUGCGCCGCUACCAGUCGCCCGACGAGUACCCUUUCUUCCCAGACGCCCUGCAAGAGCCCAUCCUGCAGCCCAUCCACUACCCCCAGAUCCUGCACCCCAACGACGUCAACAUCAAUGCAAAGCUCAAACACCACUACACCGAGCACAUUCUGCCCGCCGCUUGUAUCAAUUUCGGCCGCGAAGAGCGCGGCGAGAACCAGGAGAACUUUGGCUCCGCUGCCACAUGCGACGUCGCCUGCCUACAGGCUCUGUCCCGCCGCAUCCAUUUCGGCAAGUUUGUCGCAGAAGCAAAAUUCCAGAAAGAGACGGAGCGUUUUGUCGACCUGAUCAAGCGCGAAGAUCGCAAAGGCAUUGACGAGGCCAUCACAAAUGCCGCAGUCGAGAAGCAGGUCCUUGAGCGUCUGCGACUGAAGGCAAAAACAUACGGCACAGAUCCCAGUAUUUCGGCCGGCGAGGCCGCAGGGGCUGGCAAGAUCAAUGUGGAUGCCGUCGUUGCCAUGUACAAAGACUAUGUCAUCCCUCUGACGAAAGAAGUAGAGGUCGACUACCUCAUGCAACGUCUCAAGAAUACAAAAUGGGAGUAA
Molecule: messenger RNA, 810 nt
Organism: Aureobasidium namibiae CBS 147.97
Lineage: Eukaryota; Fungi; Ascomycota; Dothideomycetes; Dothideales; Saccotheciaceae
Product: chorismate mutase
Exons: 2
Coding region: 1-810 (269 amino acids)
Biological process (GO): aromatic amino acid biosynthetic process; chorismate metabolic process
Cellular component (GO): cytoplasm
Molecular function (GO): chorismate mutase activity
Source: RefSeq, a predicted model, not a curated record